Molecule: messenger RNA, 906 nt
Organism: Cavenderia fasciculata
Lineage: Eukaryota; Evosea; Eumycetozoa; Acytosteliales; Cavenderiaceae
Exons: 4
Coding region: 1-906 (301 amino acids)
Source: RefSeq, a predicted model, not a curated record
AUGCAAAGUGAUGAUCCCGAAUCACUCUCCAUCUUUCUUUCAUUUAAUAUUAAAUCAUUCUUGAAUAUUACAACUGUUAAAAUAUCAUCACUCUACACGAUAGUUGAUUAUAUUCAAUACGGUUUGAAUGAUCUAUUCUUGAAACAUAUAGAUCAACUUUGGUCAUUAAUGUUUACCGAUGGUAGAUAUACAAAUAAUAGUGAUCAUAAUAAAUUAAAUAGAAUAAUAACUAUAGCAAUUCAUUUCAAUAAUGAUAGAGCAUUGAAAUACUUGAUAAAUAGAAUAAGAAAGGAGAUUGGACCAUUUCAAACAAUGGUUAAAGUCAAUUAUAAUCAUGGAUAUGUUAAACAAGGUUAUGAAAUGGAUGUACUAUGUCUUUGUUCAAUGGUGUUUAAUUUGUUGGUACAAGACAAUAUAAUCAUUGAAUCUAGUGACUUGAUGAAAAGAAUGGUAAAGACUGCGGUACUUGUUAUUGGAGAUGUAGAUAUAGUUAGAACCUUGUUUAAACGUUAUAAUCGUCAGUUUGGUCACUUGUAUACUGAACGCUAUCCACUUGGGAGUACGACGCCAUCAAAGAUCUUUACGCUUUUACAAAGAAUGGAUGACCAACAGUUUAUCAAUUUGUAUGAAGUGACUAGAAAGUUGAAUGGUCAAACUAUCGAUGGAACUACAUAUGUAGCCGUACAAUCAAUGAUUCUCAACCGUCCGAAUAUUACAAAGCAUAUGUGUAUGUCGAUGGGUGACCAACUUAGAUCAUCAAGGAUUGUUGGACAAGAUAAGGGAUGGAACAGACACCAACUUUUUAAAAUACAUUACGUCACCACUGACCUACAAAAAUCGAACGUUGGAGAAAUCAAUCACAUUGAAAUGGAGUUUUCAUCUGUCAUUGGAAAACGGUGCAACUGA